AUUUAACUAAAUGACAGAUAGUCGCUUCAAUCUCGGUGAUUGAAUAACCACUGCUUUAUUUUCGUUUUAGCGAAUUCGGUGCUUGAAAGAAAAUGAUCCGCCAAAUCCUACUCAAGAACGACAUCCUGGUCCGUUUGGUGGCCGCCCGUGCCUACAGUCAACCCCCGACGGCUGGGAAGGCGGCGACAGCAUCUGCCCCAAAGGCUGUGAGCGGUGACGUUCCUGGACUGAGCAGCAAGUGUGUUCAAAGCAAGACGGGACCGAUUGGUCCGGGCGCUUCUCGCGAUGGCGAGUACAAAGUACCGGAGUAUUAUUGCUACGACAAGAAUAGCUACUUUGAGGCCGAGAUAGAAAUGAACAAAUUCCGGCUGCCACAACCAUCUUCGAAGCAAUAGUUAAAAAAAGUAAUGUGGUCAAGUGUAUAUAGAAAUGGUCAAUAAAAUGGAAAGUUAAAAAAAUCGUA
Molecule: messenger RNA, 463 nt
Organism: Armigeres subalbatus
Lineage: Eukaryota; Metazoa; Arthropoda; Insecta; Diptera; Culicidae
Gene: NdufV3
Exons: 1
Coding region: 93-395 (100 amino acids)
Cellular component (GO): mitochondrion
Source: RefSeq, a predicted model, not a curated record